Copidosoma floridanum is the source of this 1078-nucleotide messenger RNA. Its product is annotated as salivary C-type lectin 2-like. Lineage: Eukaryota; Metazoa; Arthropoda; Insecta; Hymenoptera; Encyrtidae. Gene Ontology annotation, biological process: biological process involved in interspecies interaction between organisms. The record is from RefSeq and is a predicted model, not a curated record.
AUGUUGGUGCUGAAUUUCCUGGGGCUGCUUGUUCUGACGAGCUUCGCAGGAUCCAUUGAAGCUGUGCCUGGAAGAUUGAACGAAUUAAUAACGUCCGAGUGGAAUCGUAUUGAAAUUGCUAACAGUGAGUGUCCAAUAUCUACGAAACAAAUUUUGAUAAGACUCUGGGAUAAUGUUGCUGAAAAAGCUACUGGAUGUCCUGACUAUCUAGGAAUUUUUUUUAAGGCAAACUGGUAUAGGGCAUCGCAAUACUGUCGUUACCACGGUAUGCAUCUGGCAAGCAUAAAUUCGCAGGAAGAGAACGACAAGCUUGAGAAGCACAUUAGGGACUUUGGACUGGGACACGAGCAUUUCUGGACGUCGGGUACGGAUCAAGCGGAGGAGGGUACCUUCUUUUGGAUGGCCAAUGGCCGACCCGUCACCUUCGAGAACUGGAACACUGGCGAGCCCAACAAUUUUCGGUACGAGAAUAACGAAGAAGAGCACUGCUUGGAGUUGUGGAACCGAGAUGGCAAAGGCCUUAAAUGGAACGACAGCCCGUGCAGUUUUGAAACUUACUUCGUCUGUGAGGUGCACUGACACGUGUCUGCCGAUGCUUUUUCUCACUUCUACCUUCUUCUGUGAUCUCUGUCUCUUUUUAUCUCCUUGUCUCCCGACCUUCCUUGCACCUUGCUCCUUUCUUUUUUUUGCUUAGGUAAAAAAUGUACUUACCUUCACUCGGUAUUUUUCAAUGAGAUUUCCGUACAAUCCCUCAUCAAACACUCAACUUACGCUUUGGAAGAAAGAUGGUAUCCUCGUUUCAUUUUUUAUAAGUACUUAUUUUUACUGAACUAAAGUACAGAGAGUAUUCGCACUUUGUAGCUUACGUACUUCAUCACAGUUCAAUGUGCGGCUUUUCCGCUUCGCUGCGAAUUCCGUUUCGUGUACCGAUUAUGUCAUAGCUUUAAACAUCUGAUUUUCGUGGAAUUUUUUUUUCAACCACUGUUAGACGACAUUAUCGUCUAGGAUCCAAAAUUUUUUAGGACAAUUGAUGUAGUAAAAAAAAAAAUACGAAAAAACGAGAAAAUCCUCAUAGCAU